AUGGCGGGCUCAACACCGGACAUGGGCAAGCCCCAAUUUUCUUCUCACGCAUGGCUUGAGCCUAUUGUCGUCGUGAGCAUCAUGCUGGGCUCACUCGUGCUCAACCGACGCAAAAAUUAUAGUAUCUGGAGCGACAACAGACCCAUUGAGGAGCGUACUCCCCGCCGAUACUUUGAUUCUGACGAUGAAUAUCGCGAACGAUCACCCAGUCCCGGCAAGACAGAUCGGGUCUGUGGCGUAUCCGUCGCCACGCCGGACUCGUCGCGCUGGGCCCGUCACAUCCACAGUCGAAUCCUGUACAAAUUUCCCUUCUUGGUCGAGAUGUUCUACUGGGCGGUCAACUAUCUCUUCUACUCCGUGACGAAAGCAACUGCGCAAUGGCUGGCUCCGGCCCAGGAGAGUGUGGUGGAAAUUGCCCAACGACAUGGCGAGAGCAUUCUCUGGUUCGAGCACGAAUCGGUCUUUCGAUGGAUGUUCCCCAUCAUGGAAUCGGACUUUCAGGGCUAUUUCCUCGGCAACCACCCGUCUAUCAUGACCUUUUUCAAUCGCAUCUACUCUCUCGUCCAUAUUCCCGGCACUGUCCUAUUCAUCUCCUGGUAUUAUCAUGAAGCCCCCAACGCCAAUACCUUUGCCUUUGUCCGCCGCACCAUGACCCUCGGCAACUUCUUCGCAUUUGCCAUUUUCUGUGUAUACCCUUGCAUGCCACCGCGUCUCCUCCCCGACUCCUACCACUUCUUCGACACCGUUCGCCAAGAUCACGCCGAAAGUGUCUGGGUUGACAGCAAAUCCGUGAAUCAAUUUGCCGCCAUGCCCAGUCUCCACUUCACCUACGCCUUUGUGAUCAGCAGUACCUUCCUCUACCACUCGGAGAUCUUCCGCCGUUUCCGCGGCAAGCCCGUUCGCAAAUCCACCUUCUCGCAAGUUCUGUACACGGUGCUCGCUCUGGCAUACUCGCUGCUGGUCCUCAGCGUGAUUGUCGCCACUGCCAAUCAUUACUGGCUUGAUGCAGUCCUGGCCAUGGUCUCGGUGACUGUGUGCUUUAUGGUAAAUCGGGUGUUCUUGCUCCUUCUACCUGUAGAGUACUGUCUUUGCUGGGUGUUGCGCCUGGCGAAGCCGCCUCCUCAUGUGGGUGGGAACAAGUCUGAUGACUCGAGGGCGAUGGAAUCGCCUCAGUACCGGGCUGUGUCGGGUUCGGAUAACGUGUGA
Messenger RNA from Penicillium oxalicum, 1206 nucleotides. RefSeq names its product phosphatase PAP2 family protein. Gene Ontology annotation, biological process: inositol phosphoceramide metabolic process; sphingolipid biosynthetic process. Gene Ontology annotation, cellular component: inositol phosphoceramide synthase complex. NCBI's taxonomy places the organism in Eukaryota, Fungi, Ascomycota, Eurotiomycetes, Eurotiales, Aspergillaceae. The record is from RefSeq and is a predicted model, not a curated record. Gene Ontology annotation, molecular function: inositol phosphoceramide synthase activity. The transcript is spliced from 3 exons. The coding region runs from base 1 to 1206 and encodes 401 amino acids.